AUGGAGUACCGGUAUUCUACAAUUAUUGACGCUUCUGCUCACGACAAGGAGGGUCUCUGCAUCGGCAUCGACCUUCGGACGCAUGUGGCCGCCGACCUCGAGGAUGUUGGCGCGUUCAGGGCCCAGGAAGACUGGCGCCGCCUCGUUGGGCCUCUGAAAAACCCCUACGGCGGGCUUUUAGGCCCCAGUUUUAGCUUCAUCACUGUCGCAGUGCCCGAGUGUCUACCCGACAGAUUGGAGAUUACCAGCUACGCUCUCGAAUUUGGAUUCAUUCAUGACGAUGUCAUCGACAACGAUAUCCAGAACGCAGCUCUAGACGAAAUAGAAGAGACAUUGCAGAAAGGUGGUGAUCUUAAGGGAAGAGCUGCGUCUGGAAAAGCCAAAAUCGCAGCUCAGAUCAUUCAGGAAAUGAUGGCAAUCGACCAGGAGAGAGCUAUGACUGUUGCCAAGAGCUGGGCCUCUGGCGUCCAACACUCCAACAGACGGCAGAAAGAGACCGAUUUUAAGACCCUCGAGGAAUACAUCCCAUACCGGGCCCUCGACGUUGGCUACAUGCUUUGGCAUGGACUUGUGACGUUCGGCUGCGCCAUCACCAUCCCAGACAACGAAGCCGAUGAAGUUAAACAGCUCCUCACGCCUGCUCUUAUCACUGCAUCCCUCACAAAUGACUUAUUUUCAUUUGAAAAGGAGCGUAACGACACCAACGCGCAGAACGCGCUUAUAGUCGUGAUGAGAGAGCAGGAUUGCAGCGAAGAAGCAGCCAGGGAGAUAUUGAAAGAGCGUAUACGCGCUGAGUGUGCCAACUAUGUCCGUGUCGUCAAGGACGUUAGUGCUCGCACAAACCUCUCUCUUGAUGCACGGAGAUACAUUGAGAUCAUGCAGUACACCUUGUCGGGCAACCUUGCUUGGAGCACUCAAUGUCCCAGAUACCACAAGGACUCCAAAUUCAGUGAACUUCAGAUUCUGAGGGCGGAGCAUGGCGUCAAAAAAUACCCUGCGACAUGGUCUCUUACGGACACAAAUAAUUGCACUGCCGCCAAUUUCCUGCCUCAUAAUGGCCUCAGCAACAAACCCACGAUGGUGAACAGUAUCAUGAGGGACAACGCCGAUGAUGUCAAUGAUACCAAUGCUGCAAACGAUAUCAAUGGUGUCAGUGACGCCGAUAGUCCCAGUGCUUUCAACGGUGUCAACGGUGUCAACGGUGUCAACGGUGUCAACGGCGUGGAGAAUCUGGGAAACACGCUCAAGUCAGUAAUGGGAUUGCCUGUUUCUAGAAAUGCCAAGUCUUCCGCCCUUGACCGUAGUCUAUCGGACCUGGAUGAUAUUGUUAUUCUUCAGCCAUAUCAUUACUUGAGGUCACUCCCAUCUAAAGGCGUCCGGGAUCAGGCAAUCGAUUCUCUCAACAAAUGGCUACAUGUGCCCGUCGAAUCAACAGUUAGAAUCAAGAGUAUCAUCCAAAUGUUGCAUGGCGCCUCUCUCAUGCUCGAUGAUAUCCAAGACGAUUCUCCACUUCGCCGUGGCAAACCUUCCACCCACAGCAUCUACGGCACGGCGCAGACGAUCAACAGUGCGACAUAUCAGUAUAUCCAAGCGACAACUGUGGCUUCCCAGCUCAGUAAUCCCGCAUGCUUCGGCAUUUUCAUCGAAGAGAUGCAGCAGCUUCAUGUAGGACAGAGCUACGACCUAUAUUGGACGGACAAUACGCAAUGCCCGUCCAUGUCAGAGUAUCUGAAAAUGGUCGACAAGAAGACUGGUGGCAUGUUUCGUAUGCUCACAAAAUUGAUGCUUGCUGAAAGCCCAAUGAUGAACAAACUGCCCGAAGGGGGCCUCAAUCUCUUCAGCUGUCUGAUUGGACGCUUUUUCCAGAUCCGGGAUGACUAUCAGAACCUUACCUCGGCUGACUAUGCCAAGCAGAAAGGCUUUGCUGAAGAUUUGGACGAAGGAAAGUACCCCUUCACACUGAUUCAUUGCGUCCAGACGCUGGAUUCACACACCAGAUUCGCGAGGGACGCCAUGCAUCUACAGGCUCUUCUUAUGAAGCGAAAGAUCGAAGGCAAGCUAAGCAUUGAAAUGAAGAGAGAGAUACUUGAUAUCAUGGAGAAAGCAGCAAGUCUAAGCUUCACGCUUCGCACUUUGAGAGAGUUAUUCAGUGAGCUAGAAGGAGAGGUUGCGAUCUUGGAAGGGAAGUUUGGCAGAGAAAACCUUUUGCUCAGGGUUAUGCUAGAAAUGAUUAAGGUAUAG
Messenger RNA from Akanthomyces muscarius, 2241 nucleotides. RefSeq lists its product as uncharacterized. Gene Ontology annotation, biological process: isoprenoid biosynthetic process. The coding region runs from base 1 to 2241 and encodes 746 amino acids. Gene Ontology annotation, molecular function: prenyltransferase activity. The record is from RefSeq and is a predicted model, not a curated record. NCBI's taxonomy places the organism in Eukaryota, Fungi, Ascomycota, Sordariomycetes, Hypocreales, Cordycipitaceae. The transcript has 5 exons.